CAGCGACUCAGUGCGGGAAGCGGCGCGUCCCUCCAGGAGAGCGGCAGGAGCAGGGACUAGUAGCGACAGGGAGGUGAAGAAAAAGAGCGGGAGACACCACACUCCUGCAGAAGACCCACUCGAAGGCAGACUAAGAAGAACCCAGAGAGAGGAAAAAAAUAGAGGAUUAUAUACAGUGUUUUAUGCAUCGUGUGUGUUGAUACUAGUGACUAUUGAGAGGCUCUGAGGAGACUCUUGGCUCGUGUGUGCUGGUGGUGAGCGGGAAGGGCGCAAGUUGACAGGAACACCUCGUCAGCGCCUUCUUCAGAUCAUGGAGCGGUGGUGGGUGGCGGCCGUGUGUGUGGCCUCCCUAGCGGCAGUAGGAACCCGAGGCGACAACUUAGCGUUUGGAGGCGGCCCUAUCACUCUGGAAGUCGGACAGGUUGGGUUCCCUCAAGCAGGCUUUGAUGACGACAUAUUCACAACAAGGAUUGAAAGAAAGACCCCCUCUGAGCUUGGAUUCCCUGAUGUCAACACCUUCGACAAGAACAGAAACAGUGCUUCUUCCCCCGUCAGGAAACGAAGGGCAGCGGACAAGUUAGGAGGAGGAGGACAUCACGACCACCACGACCACGACCACGACCACGACCACGACCACCAUGACCAUCCUGUACACUUCCCUCCCAUCCUCCCACACUCCAGUCCUCUCCCAAGCUCGCGAGGGUAUGACAAUCCUGCACCGACAUAUUACGAAGCACCUCAAAGGGGAUACUCCUAUGACGCGCCCUCCUCAGGAUACCGCUACCUGCCCCCACAGACAGCAUACAAGGCUCCUGAGUCAACCUAUCAGGAACCCAAGGCAGUAACUUCCUAUGAGGCGCCGAAGGAGGAUUACGUAGCACCAAAGGUGGAGUCAGCCUAUGUCGCCCCCAAAGUUGAGUCAGCAUAUGUGGCCCCGAAAGUUGAGUCAGCAUAUGUCGCCCCCAAAGUUGAGUCAGCAUAUGUGGCCCCCAAAGUUGAGUCAGCAUAUGUGGCCCCAAAGUUGAGUCAGCAUAUGUGGCCCCAAAAGUUGAGUCAGCCUACGUAGCCCCCAAAACAGAAUCAGCCUACAUCCCGCCCCACGUGGACACAGCGUACGUGGCCCCUAAGGCGGAGACGAAGUACGUACCACCGACACACUACCGCGGCUACAGCAUUCGUGACCCGUCCUACUCCACCACCAUGAGACCCGGCUAUGUCCCUAGGGUCACCACGCCUUACUCUGAGGAUGUGACCUUCGUCCCUGAGUAUCAAUAUGGUCACUAUGUCCCACCGAAGGAAGGCUACAGCUACAACCCGCCGAAGACAAGCUAUGACGAGGGUGGUUACGACUACAGCCCGCCUAAGUCCAGUUAUGAUGCGCCUAAAGACGACUACAGCCCACCUAAAUCAAGCUACGAUGCGCCAAAGGAUGGUUACGACUACAGUCCGCCAAAGUCCAGCUACGACGCACCCAAAGACGACUACAGCCCUCCCAAAUCCAGUUAUGACGCACCUAAGGAUGGUUACGACUACAGUCCGCCAAAGUCCAGCUACGACGCGCCCAAAGACGACUACAGCCCUCCCAAAUCCAGUUAUGACGCACCUAAGGAUGGUUACGACUACAGUCCGCCAAAGUCCAGCUACGACGCGCCCAAAGACGACUACAGCCCUCCCAAAUCCAGUUAUGACGCACCUAAGGAUGGUUACGACUACAGUCCGCCAAAGUCAAGCUACGACGCGCCCAAAGACGACUACAGCCCUCCCAAAUCCAGUUAUGACGCACCUAAGGACGACUACAGCCCUCCCAAAUCCAGUUAUGAUGCACCUAAGGAUGGUUACGACUACACGCCACCAAAGUCUAGCUACGACGCACCUAAGGACGACUACAGCCCACCUAAGUCCAGCUAUGAUGCACCCAAGGAAGGCUACGACUACACACCACCAAAGUCCAGUUAUGACGCGCCCAAGGACGACUACAGUCCACCGAAGUCAAGCUAUGACGCACCUAAGGACGACUACAGCCCUCCCAAAUCGAGUUAUGAUGCACCCAAAGACGACUAUAGCCCUCCCAAAUCUAGUUACGACGCUCCUAAGGAAGGAUAUGACUACACACCACCCAAAUCAAGCUACAAUGCACCCAAAGACGACUACAGCCCACCGAAAUCCAGUUACGACGCACCUAAGGACGACUACAGUCCACCAAAGUCCAGUUACGACGCACCUAAGGACGACUACAGUCCACCAAAGUCCAGUUACGAUGCCCCUAAGGAAGGAUACGACUACACACCACCGAAGUCAAGCUACGAAGGCCCGGGGUCAUCGUACAAGGCACCCGAGCCGGCAUACAAGGCGCCAGAACCAGAGUACAAAGCACCCGAGCCAGCAUACAAGGCACCACCCAAGUCGAGUUACGAGGAGCCCAAAGCAGGGUACGACUACACCCCGCCCAAAUCUAGUUACGACGCCCCGGAGCCAGCAUACAAGGCACCCGACCCAGCAUACAAAGCACCAGAGCCUGAGUACAAGGCGCCAGAACCAGCAUACAAGGCACCACCAAAGUCCAGUUACGAGGAACCUAAAGAAGGUUACGACUACACUCCUCCAAAAACAUCGUACAAGGCGCCAGAACCAGCAUACAAGGCACCCGAGCCAGAGUACAAGGCACCCGACCCGGCGUACAAGGCCCCUGAACCCGAAUACAAGGCUCCACCCAAGACCAGCUAUGAGGACCCAAAGGAAGGCUACGACUAUACUCCUCCCAAGACAUCAUACAAGGCUCCAGAACCAGCUUAUAAGGCGCCCGAACCAGAGUACAAGGCGCCAGAACCAGCAUACAAGGCUCCUGAGCCCGAGUACAAGGCACCCGAGCCAGAAUACAAGGCACCACCGAAGUCCAGUUACGACGAGCAUAAGGAACCUGCAGGCUAUGACUACACUCCCCCAAAAACGGAAUACAAAGCGCCAGAACCUGAGUACAAGGCGCCAGAACCCGAGUACAAGGCGCCAGAACCCGAGUACAAGGCGCCGCCCAAAUCAAGCUACGAAGAACCAGAAUACGACAUCGAGUACAAGGUUGUCAGUGCUCACCCUCCCCAGGUAGCUACGUAUGGAGCAGUGCAUAACAAAGGGCACGACUCUCCCUACAUGCCCGACCCUACGGUGUACCCCGACACAGAUUACAAAGCUCCGCAACCCGAAUACAAGGCUCCUGCUCCUGGGUACAAGGCUCCUGCUCCAGCUGCUGGUGGGUAUAGCUAUCAGCCUCCAACAGGCGCAACCCUCCAGCCUGUGUACGGCGUGCAGUCCCCCAUCCCUGUAUACGGUCCCCCGACCCUUCCACACCAGGUGCUGAAUCCCUACGCGUCCCUCGACUACUACUACGACGACAUCCCACUCAGGCGCAGGAGGCCCGGCAGGAGGCGACGACCAGGCUUCAGGCGGUACAGGCCCAGAUACUACCGGCAGGCAGAAUAAAGCUCUAAAACUGCCCCGCGACUGCCGGCCUGCCACGACCCACCACGACACGCUCCUCGCCUGCCCCCCUUGGCAACGGCUGGCGCGGUGCACUAACUCAUCCCGGCGCCUGCUGGUGACACGCGGGACAUUACUCCUGCUGGGGCUUCCAGUGACGCGUGCUCUCUGACUAUACUCCAAUAAACAAAUAGGUGUAUGAUAUUCAAAAUUAAUUGUUCAGUGUCGCUUCAUGAGAAAAGAAGACAAAAACGAAAUUCCGUGAUGUAACAGACGAGGCAACACAAGCUUAUACAGGCGUUGUUUUCAUUGGAUUUUGACGGCAAACAAACUGAGCUUUCAUUAACUCUUUCACUACUGGAACAUUUUCAGAUAAUUACUUGCAGCUUUCUAGAUCAUUAAUUUCCUUACUUCUGUCCUUCGAAUUCUUUUGUAGCCUGGAAAAGAACAUCAGUAUCUUAUUCUGUUCCUGUAUAAACACGUGAAGACUCUUUUAGUACUUUAAAUGCUUGAAAUGUCAAGAAAUGACUAUAAUUGCCGUGAAAAGGUUAAAUAUUUAUUGUCAUGAUGGAAUGUGUAGCCUUUCCCACACUAAGCCAAAUGUAAAAACCUUCUUAUUACUAUACAUAGUUUUACCAUCUCUAUUUCUUAAGUAAAGCAUAAUUAUUUUGUAAAGUUUUCGUAAUAUAUAUUCUAUUCACUUAGGCUUCUCUCCUAUUCAUCUACUUACCUUAAUUCGUUAUGAUUAUGCUAGCUUUCUAUUACUUUAUUUAUUUACUUUUUUUCGACAGUGAAUUUCAUACUUAUCUUAGAUGCAGUAUUUAAUGAUUAGUCUUUUUGUUAUGACUUUAUAAUCGUUUCUCAUAUUCAGUAUAUCAAGACGGAAGUCCCUCCUGCCAGCACUGUCUUUGCUCGUAUGUGUGUGUCAGAGUUCACAUUAGCCUCACCUCUGUACCUCACGAGUCACCAGCAGGCUUCCACUUGCGUUACCAAAAGUUCUAUAUCCAGUUAAUUGCUACUUGACAUGUUUGAAAUACAGCAAAUGGAAAUCACUGAACACUUCUGUAACAGUUUCUUUUCUGAAGCUAAUACAGAUAUUCAUGUUUAAGAACGCCUCUUUUUCUUCUAAAAUAUGUUUACUUAACAGUCAUUCUCUUCCAUGGCUCCAUAAAUAAUAAUACUGUAUAUUUAGGUACAUACUACUGUCUUGUGCUAAUAUUGUAUUUAUUAUAAAACAUUAUUUAUGAAUAAACUGAGAAUAUUUU
Molecule: messenger RNA, 4736 nt
Organism: Portunus trituberculatus (swimming crab)
Lineage: Eukaryota; Metazoa; Arthropoda; Malacostraca; Decapoda; Portunidae
Product: extensin-2-like
Exons: 4
Coding region: 1201-3474 (757 amino acids)
Source: RefSeq, a predicted model, not a curated record